This is a messenger RNA of Pichia kudriavzevii, 2574 nucleotides long. RefSeq lists its product as uncharacterized. NCBI's taxonomy places the organism in Eukaryota, Fungi, Ascomycota, Pichiomycetes, Pichiales, Pichiaceae. The coding region runs from base 1 to 2574 and encodes 857 amino acids. Gene Ontology annotation, cellular component: Ino80 complex. The transcript has a single exon. The record is from RefSeq and is a predicted model, not a curated record. Gene Ontology annotation, biological process: regulation of DNA-templated transcription; double-strand break repair.
AUGCCACCAAAGAGAGGCGGGGCGUUUACGACGGAUCCCAAUGUGUUAUUGAAGAGAAGACAAGAGAGACAACGUGCCAAUGAGAAGAUGCAAAACAUCCUUGAUGAACAAGGUAUUCGGCGGACGGAGAACGAGAACAACCUGCCGUUUGCCACCAUACCACAGGUUCUGCUAAUCAACCAGAAGAACUACUAUACUGAGUAUUUGAAGAAGGACGAAAAUUACAUAAUGAUGAGAGAGGACAGGGAACACAAAAUUGAGGAGAAGAACGUUGACAAUGACAAGGAAGCCGGCGUUGAAGAGAAGAACAUAGACAAUGACAAGGGAGCCGGCGUUGAAGAGAAGAGCGUGGACAAUGGCAAGGAGAAGGACGGCGAUGCUCCUGGAGAAGAAAACGACACGCUAGUGUUGCAUCCGGGGAGCCAUGGAAUCAAGAUUGGGUUUGCCAAGGACGUUGAUCCGCUUAUUAUCCCCAACUACAUUGGAUAUGCCAAGAGAGGCGGUACAGGCCCGCGGGGUGAUGUGGGCAACGGGACGGAUAAGUACGAUGUCACGGGGCUAGUUCCAGAGAGAGAACUGGUUGGAGAAGGCGGCGACAGUGUCAAUGAUCGACACUACCAAUUAGUGGACCAUGAGAAGUUUGAGAAGUUGAAGAAGCCCAUUUACAAGAGCUACAAGGAGAGAAUGAAGUAUUACAAGAGAAAGAUCUUACCCAACUGUCAUGAGGCGUGUUUCAAUUUCAACCGGAAGCAACAGCAUGAAGACAUCCAACUUGAAGAUGUUGGAGAUGAGGAGCACAAGAACAUGUUUAUCAAGGCCAAGAAAUUGAUUGAGAAAGGGCGUGACUAUGUUGUAGGGGACGAGAUUUUCCGGUUGAAUGACGAAAGCGAGUGGACAAUUAGGCAACCGUUUUCAUUUAAAAAGGAUUCGCAGAACAAGGUUGAGAUGGGGUUCAACUAUGGUGAAUAUAAGAACGUUGAGGAGAAUUUGGAUGAUAUUGAGAGAUUAUUGAAGUUUAUCAUGAAGAAGAAGUUCAAGAUGGUGCAACGGAAAGAGUUUGAGAGGUUCAACUUAGUAUUGGUUGUACCAUCGUUAAGUAACAAGGAAUAUGUUGAGAGAAUGAUUGAUUUGAUGUUCAAUCGAUUUGGAUUCAAGUACAUCAACAUUAUCCAAGAAGGUGUCAGUAUCUCAUAUGGGUUAGGCAUGAGUAGUGGGUGUUUGGUUGAUGUUGGGUAUUCGAGCAUACAUAUCAAUUGUAUUGAUGAAGGUAUAGUUGUUGAGGAUUCGAGAGUUAUAUUAGACUAUGGUAUGAAGGACGUGAUUGCUGUUUGGGGGAAGAUGUUAGUUGAGCAGCAAUUCCCCUUAAUUAAGGUUGAUUUCCGGAAAAUGAAGGACAUGAAAUUAUUAGAGAGUUUGUUUUUAGAGCAUGGGACAUUUGACGAUUCCAAAACUGGGGUUAUACAAGUUGGAAAUUUCAAUAUAUUUGAGAGCAACAAGAAGUUCAAGCGGUACCAAUUCAAGAUAUUUGACGAGAACAUUCUAGCACCGAUGGGGAUGUUUUAUCCUGCUAUUUUCGGUGAGAGGGUUGUAGGAGGUACUAUUGGAGGCGAUUACAGUGGGUAUGAGAAUCUCAAUGACAAGGGGAGUCUAUUACAAUUGAUUGAGAGUUCCGGUGUACUAUUUAGUGAGUUUGAGCCCCGUGAGCAGCUUUUGUUUCUUAGUGAGUUACUGGACGGCAAUGUUCAUAUCCAUAUUGACGAGUUAAUUGACAAGUUUGGCAAUGGUGGUAUAGGAAAUGGUAAAAGCAUUGGUAAUAAUAAACGUAAUGGACAAAAUAGGACCAACUUGUUCAAUACUACACCCUUGGAGAUUGCCAUAUUGGAGAGUAUAAUAGUUGCCGGAAUUACUGGCGGGUGCGACCAGGGGAAGCUGGAUAAAUACUUUGGAAAUAUAGCAGUAGUUGGUGGCGGGGCGUCUUUAGAAGGGUUUGAGAUGAUGUUACUUGACCGGAUUCAUAUAGCGCGAAGCGCGUUACUGGGCGGCCGAGGUUUGGCGCGGGCGGUGAAGGUAGCACGUGCGUUUCAGGAGGAGUUGGAGAAGAAUAACAAUGAAGGUGAAAAGGCGGGUGAAAAAGGGGGUGACAAUGGGGGUGCUAAGGAGAUCAAUAAAGGGCGUCUUAUUAUAAGUGACGAACAAGUAGAUGCUGCACUUGCAGUUGCUAGUGGUAAUUCUGAGGAGGAGUCAGUACGCGGAGAGAGUAGUGAUAAUUAUGAUGCAACAGUUGGUAACAAUGGUAGUAGUAGUAGCAUUGGUGGAGUUGGAGUUGAUGUAGAUGUAGUAUGUGGUAACAGCAAUGGAGCAUCAACUGCUACUGGAUGUGUAGCUUGGAAAGGUGGAAGUGUGUUUGCACGGAUGGUGGGUGGUAAUACUGGUAAUGGUAACAGUAAUGGUAACGGUAGCACGGGCGGGAAUGGUGGACACAAUAGCGGUAGUGGUGGUGGUGGUUUGAGUUCGAAUGCUGGCUGGAUCAGCGCUCGUCACUGGGAACGGCUCGGCGGGCGGGCGCUUCUUUGA